Molecule: messenger RNA, 822 nt
Organism: Scutellospora calospora
Lineage: Eukaryota; Fungi; Glomeromycota; Glomeromycetes; Diversisporales; Gigasporaceae
Source: the annotation of a GenBank genome assembly
AUGUCCAUCCUACUAUCUCGUGUAAUUCGUGCUUUGGAAAAAAUAGCUCCCCUAUCACUCGCAGAAUCAUCCUGGGACAAUGUCGGCUUACUUGUUGAACCUCCAUAUCCUCGUCCAGAUUCCUCUCGAGUAUUUUUAACAAUCGAUCUAACCUCUUCAGUACUAGAAGAAGCUUUAGUAGAUCCAAAAGUUGGUGUAAUAAUAGCAUACCAUCCUCCAAUUUUCCGGUCCUUCAAACGACUUAAUUCAAACGAUAUUAAACAAGCUAUAAUAAUGAAAUGUGUAGCGAAAGGGAUUGGAGUGUUUAGUCCACAUACUGCUGUGGAUUCUAGUGUUGGUGGUGUGAAUGAUUGGUUAUCAAAAGCUCUUGGCGCUGGAACUUCUAGACCUAUAACUCCUGCUGUAAAUCCGCCUAUAGGUCAAGAAGCAGCUGGAUCAGGAAGACUGUUUACAUUAUCACAACCUGUACCUCUCUCAACAGUUAUUGAGCGAGUUAAACAAUAUCUAAAACUUCAACAUGUUAGAGUAGCUACGGCUGAACGACAUAGUUCAAUUGCCAAUGAAUUAAUUUCGACUGUUGGAAUUUGUGCUGGUUCUGGAUCAAGUGUACUUUCUUCAGCUACUGCAGAUUUAUAUUUCACUGGAGAAAUGUCGCAUCACGAUGUACUCGCUGCGUUAAGUGAGCAUUCUAAUACUGAAAGAGGUUAUCUUUCUGAAGUACUUAAACCUCAUAUUGAAAAAUUAUUACAAAAUGAUGGUGAAACUGAAGCUGUUGAUGUAGUAGUUAGUAAGAUGGAUAAAGAUCCUUUAGAAACCUUUUGA